Cyprinodon tularosa is the source of this 4533-nucleotide messenger RNA. RefSeq names its product major facilitator superfamily domain containing 9 (gene slc67a2). Gene Ontology annotation, molecular function: transmembrane transporter activity. Gene Ontology annotation, biological process: transmembrane transport. NCBI's taxonomy places the organism in Eukaryota, Metazoa, Chordata, Actinopteri, Cyprinodontiformes, Cyprinodontidae. The transcript has 6 exons. The coding region runs from base 74 to 1489 and encodes 471 amino acids. The record is from RefSeq and is a predicted model, not a curated record.
UACGGUGUUUGCUAACAAACGAGCCGGAUGGAAGCUUCCGCCUCGGCUGAGAGCUUGCUGUCACCGCGGGAGGAUGAACAACCAGAUAUGUAGCACUUUAUCCCUGAAACUGAAAAGCCGAAGGGGGAUCAUACACUGUAUCUAUGUGGUGGGCUUCAUGGACUUGUUCGGGGUGAGCAUGAUCAUCCCGCUAUUGAGCCACCAUGUAAAGGCUCUUGGAGCAAGUCCCACAGUGGCUGGAAUUGUGGGCUCUACGUAUGGAAUGUUGCAGCUUUUCUCCAGCACAAUAGUAGGCAGCUGGAGCGACGUGGUGGGGCGGCGCUACUCCUUGCUGACCUCUAUCCUGCUGAGCGCCUUCGGCUAUGGCCUCCUUGGGAUUUCUACAAGCAUCACUUUGUUUGUGCUCGCAAGAAUACCUGUAGGACUAUUCAAGCACUCAUUGUCCAUCUGCAGAGCCUUGCUGUCAGACCUGGUGUCUGAAUCAGAGCGCCCUCUGGUGAUGGGACAUUUUAAUGCAGCCUCCAGUGUGGGCUUCAUCCUGGGUCCUGUAGUAGGCGGCUACCUCACUGAGCAUGAAGGAGGCUUUUAUACCUCCUCUUUUACAUGUGCAGCCAUCUUUCUAAUCAAUGCCGGCCUGGUUUGGAUGCUGCCACAAAGCGAGAAAAUAACCGAUCGGAACGAAACCAACAUCAGCAAUAACAGCAGUAAGGUGUGUCACAAUGAGUACUGUACCAAGUCUGCACAAAAUGGCCUCCAUGCAAACAACCAUCACUCAGGAUUGACCACAGUAACUGAAGCAGACUGUAGAUCCGCCCGGAAGCCUCGCCUCAGGUGGAGGGAGGUGUCUCUGCUCCAGCCUGCAUGGAAGCAGCUUACCUCAGUCAGCUCCAGGAUUCAUAUGGUGGCUUCUUCUGAUAUGUGGGACCUCUUUCUCGUGCGUCUGUUGAUGGCCAUAGCCAUCAUGCUGUACUACAGUAACUUCUCUCUGGCCAUGGAGGAGCGUUUCUCUAUGAAACCAAAGAUGACAGGUUAUCUGAUCAGCUACAGCAGCACCUUAGGGGCCCUGGCCGGGUUCCUGGUGGGGCCCGUCACUCAGCUUUACAGGAACAACAUGCCUGCUCUGCUGCUUCAUUCCACUGUCCUCACCUGUUCGCUUAUUUUACUUUACGCCACCGCUCCAAGCGUGUGGCAGGUUGUGCUCACCUCCACCUUCUUUGCCAUUUCUACCUCCAUCGGACGGACGUGUAUCACAGAUCUGGAGCUUCAGAGGGGAGGGGCCCACGCCAGCGGAACUCUGAUUGGAGCCGGCCAGUCGGUGACAGCCGUGGGUCGAGUUCUGGCUCCGCUCCUCUCCGGUCUCACCCAGGAGAUCAGCCCCUGUGGUCCUGCUAGCUUGGGAGUCGUGCUCGCUCUGGCAGCUGUAGGUUUGCUUCUCAUCAGAAUCCCGAAAUGGGAUGGUGGAGGACGGACAAAAACGGGAAAACUUUAAAAACUCAUUGCAACUGAAUGUUUUUGUUGUUGUUUUUUUACUAUGCAAAUACAUCACUUUGAGAAGUGCAAUUAUUUGCAGCAGGCAGCUGUAAUGGACAGCAAACCCUCAGUGUUUCAUGCUGAAGCAUGGUUGAUGCCAUGGGUGCCUCCACUUCCUGCAUCUGCUUCUCUCAGGGACACUGGAACCAAAAAAAAAAUGUGUGCAGCUUGAAGCAAAAGGCUGCAAAGUUUAUUGUGCUUCCAAAUUUGUUGAACUUUGAUCAAACAGAAACAUGCAGUGAGGGCCUUAUCUUAUUGUCCUGGUUAUUGCAAUAAUCUACACCAUGCUGUUAGUUUAGCUCUGUAGGCACUACCUAAUUCAAAUUUAAUGAAGUAAUGAGAAGACCACUAAUCAUUCACUACAAACCUAACAAACUACUGAAUUAUAAAGAUAAAGCGGAGGGGAUACACCACUGAAACUCUCAUUAGAGAUGCACUGAUCAUUACUAUGUUAAUGAUUCCCAGACUUAAGUUUUUUAAAAGUUAUGUGAAUGUUCAAUUGAUUGUGAUUGGUCUUUACAAAUUACAUGAGCAGCAUUUAAAUGUUUGAGGUCUUUAAGCUGAUUGUCACCAUUAAUUAUGUGUCUUUGUUAUUAAAUACUAUAAAAAAGUUUUACUAUUUUAAAAGAAACUCUUAGUUUACAUUCUAUAUCUGUUCAGAUUUCCUGUUUUUUGCUCUUAACACAUUACUGUCUACAUUUAUUUAUGAUUGUUUGAAAUAUGUUUUAUGUUUUUUCUGACUAGCAGUCACUAAAUUAAGUAAAAACUAUCAAUUUAAAUAUAUCUUAUUUUGCGGUAUUGUAAUGUCCUGUGAGGUUAGAGAAGCCCCAAGGGCUGCUGGGUGAUAUUAAGACGGGGAAAUAUCUCACCAUUUAAUCCUAGUUUUGUCUCAAAGGAUUGUUAAUGUUCCUAAUCUGUUGAGGCUAAGCUAAUGUUAUGUUCUGGAGUUUGCAGUUGUAAGUGUUAAAAUCCGCACCAUGAGAAGUUGCAUAUAAUGGAAAAAAGCAUUUCCUAAUUGGUUGAUUUGAAUUGAUAUGAGGUUUGUGACUGGACCCUGGUUUCAGUGUGACUUACUUACCUGCUGUUACAGUUUCAUUCAAAUUAGUGACAAUAGGCAUAACUGAGACCAAAGGUAACCAGAUUAAUUCAUUUAUCUGAAUUAUUCAUGGAGUCUGCAAUUGCUAAGCAGAGCAAUGAAACUGAUUUCAGAUCAGUUUUGUCUCUGCUCCAUCAUCAUAUCAUCAAGCUUCUUUUCGUAUUUCAAAGUCACCUAUAGGCAAAUAUAUGAAGAAAUCAAGCAUUUAGAGCUACGUGUGUACUGAUUUGUUAUUGAAUAAAGUUUUUUUUUUCUUCUAACCCCUAAAGAAAAACACUUUCUGUUAAAGCGAAACCACCUUUCCCAUCUUGAAACCACCUAUUAUUACACCACUUAGGAAGGCCUAAAAGCAUAUUUUGACUUAGACGUUAACUGAAAUUGAGACUUAGGCUGUCAUUUUCAGAUUAGCCCUAAGAUCAACUUUAAGUCAGAACCAUCAAGCUCUGCCUCAUCACCCCUCUCCAAUCCGACAAGGCGGCUUUUUUUUUUUUUUACAGUACAGGCACAGCAUGUUCAAGGUAGCUGCUCACUGUAGGGGGCCCUUCUUUUUUUGUAGAUAGCCUUGUUGUUAUGACAGGUGAGGGAGGGGCUGCCUCUUAUACAGUUCCUAUUCAGUCAUUAGGAUCACUGAAAAGAUGUUUGAAUCAAGCCAGAUACCACAAUCUUCUUGCAUGAUUUAGAUAAAAUGAUGACAUUAUAACAUAAGUAAAAGCUCAGAAAAGUAUAUUUUUCAUGAUAUCUGUCCUGUAAUACCACAAAAUCAACUGGUGUUUCAUGCACAAUCUGACCACUAGGUGGCAUUUAUGUGUUUCUAGCGCUGAUCUUUAUUUAUUAACUGGAUUGCUGAUAGCCCAAAAAACAGUGAAGCCACCGGACGCCAUAUUGGUACUCCCCACUCCCAUUGAGACACUCCAUAAAAAUGCCUAUGUGUGUAGCAUUUAGAUGUGAAAACAAGCAGUUUGUCAGCUAUGGGAAUACUUUUCACAGGUAAUUUCACCGUGGAUGUACUAACCAAAAAAAAAUCCAUGUAACAGUAAUAGUAACAUUAGUCUGGCUAUCUCAGACUGACUGGAAGACAUUGACUGAAUUAUCCAUCAACACUCUGUCUAAUGUUAGAAAAUAGAAAGUAGAGUAUAUAGAAAGUAAUUCUCUGUGAAAUGUCAAUGUAGUAAUUCUUUAUUAAGUGAAUGACGCUGUCGUUUUUGUAGGGUUUGCUGUAUUUCUCAUUUCAGAAAGUCAUGUGCUGCAAUAUAUUGCAUGUUAUAUUGAUGGAAAAAAGCAACUUAAACAUAUUUAAAAGCUAAUGUACUGACAGCCUUAAAGUAUAUGCCAUCAUUCAUGCAUAAUUUGCAAGAAGGAAAAUACUAUAGCAUUAACAGACAUUUACUUUUAAUUCAGUCUUGAUGUCAAAUUUUGAAAUAUGUAAUAUCUAUUUACCAUAACAUUGUCAUCAACACAUGCAUAUUACAUGUACAUUGUCAAUUUAGCACUUUUGGCACAUCUGUGUUAUUGUGUUCCAUUAACACAUUAAUUUUGUUGUGAUGAAUUUGUAUAAUAUGUUAUAUUACAUGAUUUAUAGACUUCAUUGACUUCUUACUGACUAUGCAGUGUGCUGUAGUCAAUGCAUUGUUAUCAUCGCGACCAGUGUAACUAGGGAGUACCAAUAUGUUGGGCAUUGGCUUCACACCACCCCGUACUACCAACAGGCUAUCAGCAAUCCAAUGAAUAAAUAGAAAUUAGUGGUGACUAAUGUGUUAGUUGAAUGUACCUUAGUAUAACGAUAAACAGGCACCUUUGCAUUAAGGCCACCAGGCACUGUUGUUACAGAGUUUAAAGGCUGUUGCAAAAGAGUUAAGUCUUGCUCUCUCUAACUCUUUUCUCCUGGCUUAAAAAAAAAAAAAAAAAAA